Messenger RNA from Nerophis lumbriciformis (worm pipefish), 2166 nucleotides. The record is from RefSeq and is a predicted model, not a curated record. Lineage: Eukaryota; Metazoa; Chordata; Actinopteri; Syngnathiformes; Syngnathidae.
CAUCAAGUUGUGUUACACAGAACAGACAUGCAGCAGCGCCCCCACUUUGAAGAGGAAGAGGAGGAGCCACAGCCCCUCCACAUUAAAGAGGAAAAGGAGGAAGUGUGGAUCACUCAGGAGGAAGAGGAGGCUGAUCUCAGCAAGUUUCCACUGACUGUUGUCUCUGUGAAGACUGAAGAGCAUGAAGACAAACCACCUGAGUCCUCACAGCUUCAUCACAGUCCAAACGUCUGUGAAGAACAUCUUCUCCCUGAGCAACAGAAGUGGAACUUCAGGAUGCGGAUGGAGGAGCCAGGGCCCUCUCACAUUAAGAAGGAAGAGGAAUACCCACUGAUCCCUCAUUUUAAAAAGGAAGAGGAGUACCCACUGACACCCCAUUUUAAAGAGGAAGAAGAGGACCUGCUGACACCCCAUUUUAAAGAGAAAGCGGUGGAUCCACUCAGCCCUCACAUUAAGGAGGAAGAGGAGGACCCACUGACCCUUCACAUUAAAGAGGAAGAGGAGGACCACAGCAUCAGUCAGCAGGGAGAGCAUCUUGAAGGACUGGAGGAGGUUGAUGUCACCAAGAUGCCAGUGACUGGUGUCCCUGUGAAGAGUGAAGGUGAUGAGGUCAAAGGUGAGAGUGAGGAGAAGAGAGAGGCGGAGCCUCCAAGCAGCAGCUCAACUCAACACAUGACAACAGAAGCUGAUGGAGACCACUGUGGAGGAUCACAAGCAGACAAGCUCUUAGCUCCACUAUCAGAUAGUGAGGACACAACGUCACACUCUCCUGACACUGAUGAUGAAGACUCUAAAGAUGAUAAGACAUGUCACACUGACAACACACACUUCACAUGUUCUCACUGUGACAAAACAUUUAAAUACCAUUGUCAUCUGAAAAGACACAUGAGAACACACACUGGAGAAAAACCUUUUUCAUGUUCAAUCUGCGGUAAAGAUUUUACUCAAAAGCACCAUUUCAAAGCACACAUGAGAAUACACACUGGAGAAAAACUUUUUUUCUGCUCAGAAUGUGGUAAAAGUUUUGUAAUUAACCAAUAUUUAAAAAUACACAUGAGAACACACACUGGAGAAAAACCUUUUGCAUGUUCAAUCUGCGGUAAAGAUUUUACUCAAAGUCAAUCUUUCAAAACACACAUGAGAAUACACACUGGAGAAAAACCUUUUUCCUGCUCAGAAUGUGGUAAAAGUUUUGUAAUAAAUCAAAGUUUAAAAGUACACAUGCGAACACACACUGGUGAAAAACCUUUUUCGUGUUCAAUCUGCGGCAAAGAUUUUACUCAAAGGACCCAUUUCAAAGCACACACGAGAACGCACUCUGGUGAAAAACCAUACCCCUGUUCAAGCUGCAACAAAAGCUUUCGUUACCUAAACACUCUUACAGCACACAUGAGAACACACACAGGAGAGAAAGUGUUGAGUUGCAGUGUGUGUGGUGAAAGAUUCUCCUAUAAGUACCAGUGUAAGAAACACAAGUGUGCUGGUGAGAACAGCAGCAGCAAAUGAAGAUGCAGGAUUUGAAAUAAACUGUCAUAACUUUAACUUUGGCUUUCUAACAUCAGCACAUAUAACAUGUGUGACAUCAUUGUUAAUAUGCUUAUAACAUUUAUAGAUUAGACACUUCAGAUUAGUGCUUUUAUUUCAGUCAAGUACAUGAGUUAAUAUACACAUUUGUGUACUUUAAAAUGAACAGAACAAUUUGACUGAAAAGGUGAGAAUAAACAGUACAUAAAAUAUGUUACAUACAAUAAACAUUUUAAGUGUAGAUAUUCAUAAUUCACUUUUAUACUUAUUCAUAAUAGUGUUUUAUAUAUGUUUUUUGAAAUAAUGAAGUGUUACAUAUUUUAUUUUCUAAUUGUAGAUGAUUCCAUAGAUGAACUCCUUUAUAUGAUGUACAUAUUUGUUUUACAUGUGUUCAUACCUUUGCUUUUGAGUACACAUAAAUCCCUCUUAGUUCAUAUUUACUGGUUCACAUCUGAAACAUCUUCUGGACCACUUCUGGAAGCAUAUUAUUAUUUACUUUAUACAUCAUUUGAGCAGUUGUCUUUUUUACAAUUUUAAAAUGUGUGACUUUAUGAAUCAUUAGUUGGGUCUCUAUAAUCCAUUCUAUUAAUUGUCUUUAUUUCUCUCUUGUGUAAUAUGAAUAUUGUUGUGUGAAUGUUUUAU